AUGUCAUUCAAGGGCAGAAUUUUGAUCCAGGCCAGUAGGGCGAAGUUUAUUGAGAACAUGAGGAUUGAAUCAGUCGCCGAAAGUGUGCACGAGCUCUCGGUGACUGAACUCCAGUCUAAACUCGACAUGUUGGAAAACCACUGGAACAUGUUUGACGCCUUACAUCUCAAGCUACUGACAGCCAAGGACAACGAGGAGGUUCUCGAUCAUGCCUACGUGAAGGAGGAGGUGUAUGAUAAGUGUCUCGGGAUGUACUCCGCUGCUCGAACUACGUUCAUGGGACUCAUCAAGGGGUUGGAUGAGUCAAUUGACCUAUCUGAGUCGUUUCGUCGUCCAUCAGUGGUUUCUCAGUCGGCGCAAGUGACUCAUAGGCAAUUGCCUAAAAUCUCUCUCCCGACUUUCUCAGGAAACUUCUCGGAGUGGACUCCAUACAAGGAUCUCUUCCUCUCAAUGGUGGUUGGGAAUCCCGCUCUCUCGACCGUGGAGAAAUUCCACUAUUUGCUCACUUCUCUCACUGGCGAGGCUAAGCAGCUCAUGUCUACCUUGCCAGUAACCCAAGACUCUUUCAUGCCAGCUUGGAACACUCUCUUGGCCGGGUACGACAACAAGAGGUUGCUCAUCUCCACCCAGUUGGAGAAGCUUUUCUCUGCUCCAAAAGUAAUCAACCGCUCAGCCAGGGAAUACAACGCACUUCUCAACUCUGUAGCUGAAGCGUUGAAUGCUUUGGAGUCUCUCGGACGUCCUGUCAAGCAGUGGGAUGAUCUGCUCGUUCAUCUCAUUACAAGUCGACUGGAUUCCAAAACGCUGGAGGAUUGGGAGAUCGAAAUAGGCUCGUCAACGGAGUUCCCCACUUAUGCAGCGCUCAAGGAAUUCGUUCUCAGCAGAGCCAAAGCCAGGGAGAGGAUUGAAAUGCACGCUUCUCAACCUCAAUCAGCCACCUCUCGAACUGUCUCGUCGAAUUCUCAACAGGCAUCGAAGCCCAGGCCAGUCAAG
Molecule: messenger RNA, 993 nt
Organism: Fopius arisanus
Lineage: Eukaryota; Metazoa; Arthropoda; Insecta; Hymenoptera; Braconidae
Exons: 1
Source: RefSeq, a predicted model, not a curated record